AAAAAUGAAAACGAAUGGAAGAAAAUCAUUAAUGGCUUUAAUUCAUUAUGGAAUUUCCCAAAUUGCUUUGGUGCCAUUGAUGGUAAGCAUAUAAUGAUACAAUGUCCUCCAAAUACAGGUUCCAACUAUUACAAUUACAAGGGGUCAUUUAGCAUUGUUUUAUUAGCCUUAGUUGAUCAUAAUUAUAAUUUCCAAUGCAUUGAUAUUGGUAAAUAUGGAAGUAACGCUGAUGCUGGAAUUUUUGAAAAAUCAAAUUUAAAAAAAGCACUUGAAGAAAACGUGUUAAAAUUGCCAGAUGGUGCAGUUAUGUUGGGAGAUGAGGCUUUUCCAUUGAAAACUUACCUCAUGAAACCAUAUGCAAGAAGAAAUAUUCUUUCAAGAAAAGAAAAGAUUUACAAUUAUAGGCACUGUCGUGCCAGACGAAUUGUCGAAAAUUCUUUUGGUAUACUGGCUAACCGAUUCCGAGUAUUUAGAAAACCUAUAUCACUCGCUCCAGAAACAGUAGUGAAGCUUGUUAAAGCAGCAUGUUCCCUACAUAAUUGGAUUAGAAAGACAGGACUUAGUCAACACUCCAUAUCAGUUGACAUUGAGGAUUUAGAGUUGGGACGUUUAAUUCCUGGAUCAUGGCGAAAUGAAGGUUCAUCCGGAUUCAGAGGAUUAGGACCUCCCACGCAACGAAAUCCUUUAACUGAAGCUCGAAAAAAAAGAGACAGUUUUGCAGAAUAUUUUGUUGGCGAAGGAGAAGUGUCAUGGCAAAAUCGAAUGAUCGAAUAAUUAAUAUCAGUUUCAUAUCAAUAAAUAAUAUUUAAAGACAUAAAAUGUAUUUUAAUUUUAAUUAUAAUAUUA
Molecule: messenger RNA, 846 nt
Organism: Aphis gossypii (cotton aphid)
Lineage: Eukaryota; Metazoa; Arthropoda; Insecta; Hemiptera; Aphididae
Exons: 1
Coding region: 94-774 (226 amino acids)
Source: RefSeq, a predicted model, not a curated record